Molecule: messenger RNA, 1682 nt
Organism: Cygnus atratus (black swan)
Lineage: Eukaryota; Metazoa; Chordata; Aves; Anseriformes; Anatidae
Gene: CPNE9
Product: copine family member 9
Exons: 21
Coding region: 42-1682 (546 amino acids)
Biological process (GO): cellular response to calcium ion
Cellular component (GO): plasma membrane
Molecular function (GO): calcium-dependent phospholipid binding
Source: RefSeq, a predicted model, not a curated record
GGGAGGAGGCGGCGCGGAGCAGCGGCGGCGCCCGCACGGGGAUGGCGUCUCCGGGAGCGCUGGAACCGGCGGCCGGCAGCGUGCCCGGCACCAAGGUGGAGCUCACCGUGUCCUGCCGGAACCUGCUGGACAUGGACACCUUCUCCAAGUCUGACCCAGUGGUCGUCCUCUUCGUGCAGGGCGCGGGGAGCAGCGAGUGGAAGGAGUUUGGGCGCACCGAGGUGAUCGACAACACCCUGAACCCCGACUUCGUCCGCAAGUUUGUCCUCGACUACUACUUUGAGGAGAAGCAAAACCUCCGCUUCGACGUCUACAACGUGGACUCCAAGAGCUGCUCCAUCUACAAGCAGAAGGACUUCCUGGGGCAGGCGUUCGUGGCGCUGGGGGAGGUGAUCGGGUCCCAGCGGGGCCGCCUGGAGAGAGCCCUCACGGGGAUCCCAGGGAAGCGGUGCGGGACCAUCCUGCUGCUGGCCGAGGAGCUGAGCAACUGCAGGGACAUCGUCACGAUGCAGCUGUGCGCCAACAAGCUGGACAAGAAGGACUUUUUCGGGAAAUCCGACCCCUUCCUCGUCUUCUACCGCAGCAACGAGGACGGCACCUUCACCAUCUGCCACAAGACAGAGGUGGUGAAGAACACACUCAACCCGGUGUGGCAGCCCUUCACCAUCCCCGUGCGCGCCCUCUGCAAUGGGGACUACGACCGCACGGUGAAGAUCGACGUGUACGACUGGGACCGGGACGGGAGCCACGACUUCAUCGGGGAGUUUGCCACCAGCUACCGGGAGCUGUCCCGAGCACAGAGCCAGUUCACGGUGUAUGAGGUGCUGAACCCUAGGAAGAAGUGCAAGAAGAAGAAAUACGUCAACUCCGGCACCGUGACUCUGCUCUCCUUCUCCGUCGAGUCCGAGUUCACCUUUGUUGACUACAUCCGAGGCGGGACGCAGCUGAACUUCACCGUCGCCAUUGACUUCACGGCCUCCAACGGGAUGCCGUCGCAGCCCACCUCGCUGCACUACGCCAGCCCCUACCAGCUCAGCGCCUACGCCCUGGCGCUCAAGGCCGUCGGGGAGAUCAUCCAGGACUACGACAGCGACAAGCUCUUCCCCGCCUACGGCUUCGGCGCCAAGCUGCCGCCCGACGGCAAGAUCUCCCACCAGUUCCCCCUGAACAACAACGAGGACAACCCCAGCUGCGCCGGCAUCGAGGGCGUGCUCGAGUCCUACCUGCAGAGCCUGCGCACCGUGCAGCUCUACGGGCCCACCAACUUCGCCCCCGUCAUCAACCAGGUGGCCGGGACGGCCGCCCAGGUGACGGACGGCUCCCAGUACCACGUCCUCCUCAUCAUCACCGACGGCGUCAUCUCCGACAUGCUGCAGACCAAGGAGGCCAUCGUCACCGCCUCGGCGCUACCCAUGUCCAUCAUCAUCGUGGGAGUGGGGCCGGCCGAAUUCGACGCCAUGGAGGAGCUGGACGGCGACGAGGUGCGGGUGUCCUCGCGGGGACGCUACGCCGAGAGGGACAUCGUGCAGUUCGUGCCGUUCCGGGACUACGUGGACGACUCGGGCAACCAGGUGCUGAGCAUGGCGCGCCUGGCCAAGGACGUGCUGGCCGAGAUCCCCGAGCAGCUCCUGUCCUACAUGAAGACCCGCGACAUCAAGCCGCGCCGCGCCGACCCGCAGUAG